AUGACGCAUUCCGAAAGAAGUCACCAGUUCACUCAUUCUAGCAGCAAAAGGAGGGCGUCAGUGGUAUACGGCUCAGUAGGUAAAGGUGGACUUUACAUUCCUUCAGAUUUCAUCGGGUCCCCAUCAGAUCGAAAUCGUCAUCUGCUUCAAAGUGACAUUGAAGCGGAUGAAAAUUCACCAUUGAUCGAUGUCCAAGGGACACAGGCUAAUUUGGUGGAUAACGUAUCCAACCAUUUCAAAAACAGACGUAAGCUGAGUGUUGCUAGAGAAUUGUUGGAUCAAGAACGCGAAUUGUUGGAAGAAAGUCAUAUUCCAGUGGGUGAUUUAAAGAGUGAUGACGAUGUCCGAGAUGCUUUUGAAGAUGCAGUUGAAAAUCACCAGAUUGAAGUGACUACUCCUAUGCUUGAGCUAAAAACAUUGAUCAGUUCAGCUAUACCAUCGGUGGUUACGUUUCUAUUGCAGUGCUCACUCUCCACAGUGUCUGUCUUUAGUGUUGGGCAUAUUGGUGCGACCGAGUUGGCGGCAGUCUCUAUGGGUGCCAUGACGGCGAAUAUAACAGGAUACGCUACUAUACAAGGUAUUGCCACUGCAUUGGAUACUCUAUGCCCGCAGGCUUUUGGAGCAAAGAGGUAUACCAUGGUCGGAGAAUAUUUGCAAAAGUGUGUGGCAUUGAUUUCAGUUGUCAUGUUACCGGUUCUAAUUGCAUGGGUGUUUUUUGGAUAUGAUUUGAUUUGUCUUCUUGUCCCGGAUAAGGAGACGGCAAAGUUGGCAGCACAGUACCUCCAGUACGUUUCCGUAGGUAUCCCUGCUUACAUAUUGUUUGAAUGCGGAAAGAGGUUUUUGCAAGCGCAAGGGAUCUACAACGUUGGAGCAUAUGUAUUGCUUAUUGCUGCACCAUCAAACUUGAUCAUGAAUUGGUAUUUGGUGAAACAUAUUGGAUACAUUGGUGCGCCUAUCUCUGUUGCCAUCAACUACUGGUUAAUGGCAGCUGGGUUGUUUGCGUUUACCAUAUUUUUCGUCAAGGCAGAGGACGCACCUAGUGGAUUACAUCCAUUGAAAUGCUGGGGUGGCCUCAAUAUCAAACACGCCUUCCAAGGUUGGAAAAGACUCGUCUCGCUAGCCAUUCCAGGUCUUGUUAUGUUGGAGGCUGAGUUUCUUGCAUUUGAAAUUUUGACUUUGUUGGCAUCCUAUAUUGAUACAAAGUCCUUGGCGGCACAAUCAAUUGGAACAACAAUGGCUUCUUUGACAUACCAAGUGCCAUUUGCUAUUGGUAUUGCGUCGUCUUCUAGAAUUGCCAACUUCCUAGGAGCAGGGUUGGCAGAGUCAGCAAAGGUGACUACUCGAGUUUCACUUAGCUUUGGAUUGAUUAUAUCUGUCUUGAACUUUCUUGCGUUGUACUGCUUUAGAAGACCAAUUGCCAACGCCUUCACUAAAGACCAAGAAGUUAUUGACAUUGUGCUUGGUGUGAUGUGGCUUAUUGCAGCCAUGCAAGUUUCUGACGCCAUGAAUGCAAACUCCGCUGGGUGUUUAAGGGGCCAAGGACAAACCAAGAUUGGAGGAAUUGUGAAUCUUGUUUCGUACUAUGUUGUUGGUCUCCCGUUGUCGAUCUACCUCUCAUUUUACUCACCAUGGAAAGGUUCAUUGCAUGGUUUGUGGUAG
Messenger RNA from Lodderomyces theae, 1659 nucleotides. RefSeq lists its product as uncharacterized. The transcript has a single exon. Bases 1 to 1659 code for a protein of 552 amino acids. The record is from RefSeq and is a predicted model, not a curated record. NCBI's taxonomy places the organism in Eukaryota, Fungi, Ascomycota, Pichiomycetes, Serinales, Debaryomycetaceae. Gene Ontology annotation, molecular function: xenobiotic transmembrane transporter activity; antiporter activity. Gene Ontology annotation, biological process: xenobiotic detoxification by transmembrane export across the plasma membrane. Gene Ontology annotation, cellular component: membrane.